Phaedon cochleariae (mustard beetle) is the source of this 4419-nucleotide messenger RNA. The record is from the annotation of a GenBank genome assembly. NCBI's taxonomy places the organism in Eukaryota, Metazoa, Arthropoda, Insecta, Coleoptera, Chrysomelidae.
AUGCGUACUUUAAUAUUUUUCAUUGCAUUUGCCUCCGUUGCUUUUGCCAAGAAUCUACCACAGUGGCCGCAGAGGAACGAUGUUUCUGCUGGAGGUUCACCAGCUGAUGAACAGAAAGUUGAAAAGAAGAUGAAAGAAGCAAGGGAAAGAAUGAAGGAACAACAAGAAAAAACAAGAGGAGAUCAAGAAGAGAGAAGGAAAGAAGUAGAAAGGAUAAUGGGAGAACACAGAAAAAGCAUGGAAGAACAAAAUAAGAGUAGGAGAGAACAAAUGGAAGCGUCCCGUCAAAGAUUACAAGAACGAUUAGGAGAUACUGAUACACUGCCUAGUGGAACAGAUUCAUGUCUAGAGGAUAUAUCUGUGACAGACAGUUCAGCAAACGAAAAUUCCCAAUCUAGUCAACCUGAAGAAGGAACUGAAGCAAACCAAAACGCUGCAGAAGGAAACAAUGGAUCAACCGGCAAUGAUGGAGACCAAAACAUUGCCGAAGAGACGAAUAAUGAAGCCGCACAAACAGCUUUGCCUAAGGAGGGCACUGAUUCAGGUCCAAACAUUAUCGAAGAGAACAAUAAUGAAGCAGUACAAACCGACAAUAAUGCAGAACAACCUGGCCUACCUGAGAUAGGCAAUAAUGAAGACCAAAACAUUCCAGUAGGAAACAAUGAAGCUGAAGAAACCGACAGUAACGCAGAACAACCUAGCUUGCCUGAGGUAGGCAAUAAUGCAGACCAAAAUGUUACCGCAGAGAACAAUAAUGAAGGAGCACAGACCGGAAAUAAUACAGAACAACCUAGCUUACCUGAGACAGGCAAUAAUGGAGACCAGAACGUUGUUGACGAAAACAAUAACGAAGGAGCACAGACAGGAAAUGAUGCAGAACAACCUAGCUUACCUGAGACAGGCAAUAAUGGAGACCAGAACGUUGUUGACGAAAACAAUAACGAAGGAGCACAGACCGGAAAUGAUGCAGAACAACCUAGCUUACCUGAGACAGGCAAUAAUGGAGACCAGAACGUUGUUGACGAAAACAAUAACGAAGGAGCACAGACCGGAAAUGAUGCAGAACAACCUAGCUUACCUGAGACAGGCAAUAAUGGAGACCAGAACGUUGUUGACGAAAACAAUAACGAAGGAGCACAGACCGGAAAUGAUGCAGAACAACCUAGCUUACCUGAGACAGGCAAUAAUGGAGACCAGAACGUUGUUGACGAAAACAAUAACGAAGGAGCACAGACCGGAAAUGAUGCAGAACAACCUAGCUUACCUGAGACAGGCAAUAAUGAAGACCAGAACGUUGUUGAGGAGAACAAUAACGAAGCAUCACAGACCGGAAAUGAUGCAGACCAACCUAGCUUACCUGAGACAGGCAAUAAUGGAGACCAGAACGUUGUUGAGGAAAACAAUAACGAAGGAGCACAGACCGGAAAUGAUGCAGACCAACCUAGCUUACCUGAGACAGGCAAUAAUGGAGACCAGAACGUUGUUGAGGAGAACAAUAUCGAAGCAGCACAGACCGGAAAUGAUGCAGAUCAACCUAGCUUACCUGAGACAGGCAAUAAUGGAGACCAGAACGUUGUUGAGGAAAACAAUAACGAAGGAGCACAGAACGGAAAUGAUGCAGAACAACCCAGCUUACCUGAGACAGGCAAUAAUGGAGAACAAAACGUUGUUGAGGAGAACAAUAACGAAGGAGCACAGACCGGAAAUGAUGCAGAACAACCUAGCUUACCUGAGACAGGCAAUAAUGGAGACCAGAACGUUGUUGAGGACAACAAUAACGAAGGAGCACAGACCGGAAAUGAUGCAGAACAACCUAGCUUACCUGAGACAGGCAAUAAUGGAGAACAGAACGUUGUUGAGGAGAACAAUAACGAAGGAGCACAAACCGGAAAUGAUGCAGAACAACCUAGCUUACCUGAGACAGGCAAUAACGGAGAACAGAACGUUGUUGAGGAGAACAAUAACGAAGGAGCACAGACUGGAAAUGAUGCAGAACAACCUAGCUUACCUGAGACAGGCAAUAAUGGAGACCAGAACGUUGUUGAGGAGAACAAUAACGAAGGAGCACAGACCGGAAAUGAUGCAGAACAACCUAGCUUACCUGAGACAGGCAAUAAUGGAGACCAGAACGUUGUUGAGGAGAACAAUAACGAAGGAGCACAGACCGGAAAUGAUGCAGAACAACCUAGCUUACCUGAGACAGGCAAUAAUGGAGACCAUAACGUUGCCGAGGAGAACAAUAACGAAGGAGCACAGACCGGAAAUGAUGCAGAACAACCUAGCUUACCUGAGACAGGCAAUAAUGGUGACCAGAACGUUGUUGAGGAGAACAAUAACGAAGGAGCACAGACCGGAAAUGAUGCAGAACAACCUAGCUUACCUGAGACUGGCAAUAAUGGAGACCAGAACAUUGUUGAGGAGAACAAUAUCGAAGGAGCACAGACCGGGAAUGAUGCAGAACAACCUAGCUUACCUGAGACAGGCAAUAAUGGAAACCAGAACGUUGUUAAGGAGAACAAUAACGAAGGAACACAGACCGGAAAUGAUGCAGAACAACCUAGCUUACCCGAGACAGGCAAUAAUGGAGACCAAAACGUUGUUGAGGAGAACAAUAACGAAGGAGCACAAACCGGAAAUGAUGCAGAACAACCUAGCUUACCUGAGACAGGCAAUAAUGGAGAACAGAACGUUGUCGAGGAGAACAAUAAUGAAGGAUCACAGACCGGAGAUGAUGCAGCACAACCUAGCUUACCUGAGACAGGCAAUAAUGGAGACCAGAACGUUGUAGAGGAGAACAAUAACGAAGGAGCACAGACCGAAAAUGAUGCAGAACAACCUAGCUUACCCGAGACAGGCAAUAAUGGGGACCAGAUCGUUGUUGAGGAGAACAAUAACGAAGGAGCACAGACCGGAAAUGAUGAACCUAGCUUACCUGAGACAGACAAUAAUGGAGACCAGAACGUUGCCGAGGAGAACAAUAAUGAAGGAGCACAGACCGGAGAUGAUGCAGCACAACCUAGCUUACCUGAGACAGGCAAUAAUGGAGACCAGAACGUUGUAGAGGAGAACAAUAACGAAGGAGCACAGACCGGAAAUGAUGCAGAACAACCUAGCUUACCUGAGACAGGCAAUAAUGGAGACCAGAACGUUAUUGAAGAGAACAAUAACGAAGCAGAACAAGCAGACAAUAAUGCAGAACAACCUAGCCUGCCAGAAGGAAAUAACGAUGGCGAAAUUCAUGAUGUCAAUGAUGUUAAUGGGGAUGCUGCUGGAGGUGAUGAAGAACCAGCUGGUCAAAACAGCGAUUCUGGUGUACCACAAGGAGGAGACAAAGAAGAAUCCAACGCAGGAGAAAACAAUGGAGAAACACAGAAUGAUGGCGACCAUUCAGGAUCAGAGCAGAACGACAAAGAAUCGAAUCAAACUGAUGAAAACAACGAUGACAACGAUGAUUCAAACAAUGAUGAUGAUACAAAGGAGAAACAGAAAUCUGAUGAAGAAAACAAAGACAGUGAUGAGAGUGGUGGUGAUGAAGAAGAUAAUUCGAGGGAAGAAGCAGAGAAACAAACUGAAGAAAACGACGAUGACAACGAUAAUAACUCUAACAAUGAUCCUUCCGAUGAAAACAAUGAUGAUUCAAAGGAAGAACGAAAAUCUGUUGAAGAAAACAAAGACAGUGAAGAGGAUGGUAGUAAUGAAAAGAAGAUUUCGAGGGAAGAAGCAGAGAAAGUAAGAGAAGAAAUAGAAAGGAGAAGGAAAGAACUUGAAGGAAAAAGAAAAGAACAAGAAAGAAAGAAAAAAGAAGAAGUUAACGUAGGAAAAAUCGAUAAAGAAUCAGACGAGAACAAUAACGAAUCCAAGCAAACUGAAGAAAACGACGAUGACAACGAUGAUGAUUCAAAGGAGAAACAGAAGUCUGAUGAAGAAAACAAGGACAGUGAUGAGAUCGAUAGUGAUGAAAAUACGAGUUCCAGAGAACGUUCAGAGAAGGUGAGAGAAGAGAUAGAAAAGAGAAGGAAAGAACAAGAAAGAAGAAGGAGAGAACAAGAAAGAAGAGAGGAAGAACGACAAAGGAGGAAUAAAGAACAAGAAAGUAGAAGGGAAGAACAAGAAAAGAAAAGGAGAGAACAAGAAAGGAGAAGGGGAGAACAAGAAAAGAGAAGGGAAGAACAAGAAAAGAAGAAGAGGGAACAAGAAAAGAGAAGGGGAGAGCAAGAAAACAGAAGGAAAGAGCAAGAAAAGAGAAGAGAAGAACAAGAAAAGAGAAGUAGACAACAAGACACGAAUGCUGAAAUUGAAAACAAAUUUGGACGCCCUGUUGUUGAUCUGUGUGACCCUCAAAUAUGUAAAAUUGAAUGCAUGAGAAAUGGAAACCAUGCUGGAUACUGUUUCCCUAGGACCACCUGCAACUGUGUAUAG